This is a messenger RNA of Erigeron canadensis, 2145 nucleotides long. RefSeq names its product cytochrome c biogenesis CcmF C-terminal-like mitochondrial protein. NCBI's taxonomy places the organism in Eukaryota, Viridiplantae, Streptophyta, Magnoliopsida, Asterales, Asteraceae. The record is from RefSeq and is a predicted model, not a curated record. Gene Ontology annotation, biological process: cytochrome complex assembly.
CUAGCUUUCUGUCGAUCCUUAGCUCCAACUUGCGUCAGAUCCUUUUGCCCCGGAUUGAAAGCUAGGUAUAGAGUUCUCUUUCUCCAUCAACAACCUAUUCUUCCAUUAAGAACAAUUUAGGGCCGAACAGCUCAAACUCUUUCUUCUCAACUCAGUUCUUUUUAACAGAAUCACUACCCCGAAAAGCACUCACUGAUAUCUAACCCCUUUCACUCUUAACCCACUCGUUACUAACUCAUAUUCUUUCAGGUUAAAGAACACUUUUCCCUACACUAAUUAACUUAGUUAAGACCCUAUAAGUACCAUCAGGGCUCUUGGAGAAAGUGCUGAAAGGAGUUCACACAAGACCACAGAGCGAGAGAGAGCCUUCGCUUACCUGUUUAACCCUAUCACACCUAUCUUUUCCUUCUGUCACCUCUCUGUUCAGCUUGGACGUAUAGCUAGAUUGAAUAAGAGAUAUGGCAUACGGGAAUAGUAUAUGAAAUCACAAAGGCGACUGGAGAUGAGCGUGGUUAAUACUUCAUAAAGCACCUUAGCAAUUACUAGUAAUGCCCCCUAUCGACCUAAGUCUUGUUUUUUGCUAGAACUAUACGAUGUGGAAUUGAACUGAAACUGAGAAUAGAGGUUUUCUAGUCUUUUACGUGAAUUCUACUCGCACUUUACCGAUAAGGGAUACCGCCGGAUUACCCCUACCUUAACCUUAAAGGUCACGCUUUCUUUUUGGAUCAGACCGCUCUUGGUCUUCGAACUAGUCAUUAAUGAUCGGCUUCAUUGGUACCUUUUCGGUAUGCGUUGCGAACACUUUCAUUUUGAGCGUCUCAUCUUCUCUAUAGAAGCAAAACUCGAACGGAUAGAACAGAUGGUGCAACUACAUAACUUUUUCUUUUUCAUUACUUCCAUGGUCGUGCCUCGUGGCACGGCAGCACCCGUACUAUUGAAAUGGUUCGUCAGUAGAGAUGUUCCCACAGGUGCCCCUUCUUCUAAUGGUACUAUAAUUCCUAUUCCUAUCCCUUCAUUCCCUCUUUUGGUCUAUCUACAUUCCAGGAAAUUCAUACGCUCCACGGACGGAGCAAAAAGCGGAGUCUUGGUCAGAGCAAGCCGACCUAUUCUAUUACCAGACAUAAUUGGGAGAAGCUCAUCCGAAACUAGAGCUAGAAAGGCCUUAUUUCGUUUCGUUCCUGUUCUUCAUUUCCUUCUUAUCGAAAAAAAGGGGGAUUUCUCAUAUUUAGAAUCUUUCUGUGGUGUGCUCUGUUUACUAUUCUUUCGUACUUUCUUCUCUUUACCACGCGAUAGGUCAGCGAAGCGUGAGCGGGCGCGGAGAAGGAAAGGCCAAAGACUUCAGCCUAACGGGAAUGAGCAAGGACGAAAUGACAAGAUGAGGUGCCCUGGGCACCCCCAAAGAAGGGUCGAAGUUUUUGGGCCUGUAGCUUUACCCGUCCCCCCUUCGUCGGGCGGUGCUUGUGUGGGGGGUGCGCCACCAGAAAUCGGGCUUGAAGCUCUCACCUUACCAACGAGCCGGCAGCUGAUGGCUGUUGGUCACGACUACUACAAAAAAGCUCCAAUGAAGAUGAAUAUUUCACAUGGAGGAGUGUGCAUCUUUAUGUUGGGUGUUCUUCUGUCUAACACAAAGAAGAUACAGUUCACUCAACGAUUGCCUUUGGGUUCCGAACUCCAUAUGGGGAAGGAGCGUUGUUGUUUGCAAGGUCUAGAUUAUUUACAUGGACCCACUUCUCAUUCAAUUUGUGGGAAUUUUCUGAUCUAUAAACCGUCCCUAACUAACGACCGGCUCGUGUUUGAGGAUGAUGAAUCACUUCGUGUCGACCUGUUGCCAAUAAACUUUCCGGCCUCAUAUGAUAAUGGAAAACUGGAGCAUUUUCUGCAUCGGUGGAUGAAGAAUCGCGAACAUAAUAAUUUCUGGUUGACCAUGUUCCCAGAAAAAAGAUACUUUCAAGAAACGACGAACACGACUGAAGUGGCUAUACAUACAAAUCCAUUACGGAUCUAUAUGCUCCGAUUGGAACUUCCAGUUCCAGAACAGGUGGCUGGUAUACUACCAUAAUGAAACUGCCUUUUAUUUUUUUUAUUCGGAUCGGAUUUCUGUUGGCUUCGUUGGGAGGAUCGCGUAGUUUGUUACGUCAGCUCCAA